Molecule: messenger RNA, 1371 nt
Organism: Cajanus cajan (pigeon pea)
Lineage: Eukaryota; Viridiplantae; Streptophyta; Magnoliopsida; Fabales; Fabaceae
Product: glutathione S-transferase TCHQD
Molecular function (GO): glutathione transferase activity
Source: RefSeq, a predicted model, not a curated record
UUAUGGAAGCUUCGACUUUGCAUAUUUUUUACUCUUCACUUUGUAGUUUAGUUUAAGCCUUUCCACCUUUUUAUUCUUGUCUCUGCAAAAUUCUCCAAAACCCCAACUCAACGCUAACUUGUUCCUUUCUUUGUUCCACUUCUCUGCUUCUGGCUCUGUAUGAUUGUUGGUGUUGAUGCAAUCCACAAUGGUUAACUAUUAGCACACUGCUUGCAACUGCAAGAAACACACCAAAAGCUGAUAAGAAAAUGCAGUUAUAUCAUCAUCCAUUGGAUUUGGACAGCCAGAAGGUGAGACUUGCAUUGGAGGAGGAAGGUGUAGAUUAUACAUCUUACCAUGUCAAUCCCAUAACUGGCAAGAACUUGGAUUCCUCUUUCUUCAAGGUGAAUCGCCGCGGAAGGAUCCCGGUUUUCCAAAAUGGCUCUCACAUCAUUUACAAUACUAUUGAUAUAAUCCAGUACACAGAAAGAAUUGCUGUGGUUUCCACCGGGGCUGAGACUGAGAGUAUCAGUGCCAGUUGCAAGGAAGUGAUUGAAUGGAUGCAGAAGAUACAAGAUUGGGACCCCAAGUUUUUCACACUUUCACACAUACCAGAGAAAUAUCGCCUUUAUGUUUCCAAGUUCAUAAGGCAAGUGGUGAUCGCUCGCAUGUCAGAAUCACCUGAAUUGGCAGGAGAUUACCACAGGAAGUUGAAAGAGGCCUAUGAGACUGAAGAGAAAUUGAAAGAAGAUGUUCUGAGAAGGGGCAAGGAGCAUUUGGUUAAACUGCUUGAUGAGGUUGAGAUGCAGCUUAGUGAAACACCUUAUUUGGCAGGUCAAGAUUUUACCAUGGCUGAUGUGAUGCUCAUUCCAGUAUUAGCUCGUUUGAAACUCUUGGAUUUAGAGAAUGAGUACAUAGCUGGAAGGCCAAACAUUGCUGAGUACUGGAUUCUGGUUCAGCAAAGGCCUAGUUAUAAAAAGGUGAUUGGGAAGUACUUCAAUGGUUGGAGAAAGCACAAAACACUUUUAAAAACAUGGUGCUUGGUUCGUGUAAGAAGUUUGCUGAAAAGGUACUAGUGCAGUAAUUGUGUGAACAGAGAUUUUACAAAUUCCAAUACACAAACAUAGAAGAAACUCUGAUGAUAAUAGAUUGACGUUCAGUUGAGUUGAACUGGUUUUCAAACGCAUCCUAUAUCUCAUUGAACUACAUGAUUUACUGCUGCUUUUAUGUACAUUGAUUCUGAUACUUGUAAAUGCAAUCAAAGAAACAUAGGCUAAUUUAUAUACAUUUUCUUGCUUUGUUCAAAGAACAACAUGAACAAGAAGGCUCUGUUUGAUGAAUGACUAGAGACAAUAUUACAUCUGCUCUCAGAGAGACCAAGUCUCUAUGUGA